This is a messenger RNA of Tetrapisispora phaffii CBS 4417, 1743 nucleotides long. It is a transcript of the gene RPN4, whose product is annotated as stress-regulated transcription factor RPN4. The coding region runs from base 1 to 1743 and encodes 580 amino acids. The transcript has a single exon. NCBI's taxonomy places the organism in Eukaryota, Fungi, Ascomycota, Saccharomycetes, Saccharomycetales, Saccharomycetaceae. The record is from RefSeq and is a predicted model, not a curated record.
AUGUAUUCCACUAGCGCUAAAUUGUCCCUCCACAGAACCUUUUCUGAUAUUUUAGAAGAUCAAUUAUUAGUGAAUUAUAAUGAUACUAUGAACUCAAACUCUAUAGACCAUGCUACUUCAUAUGAUAGUGUCCCGAACUCUUCAUUGGAUUAUUCUAUGCCAAAUACUAUGUUAUUAGAUAAUUCAACUCCAAAUUCCAAUUCUUCGAAAUCAAAUACCGAUAACACAAUUUUAAACAAUGUAUUUAAUCAAUAUGCUGAUCCCAGUUUAACUACGCAGACAAAUAUUAGUAAUAAAAUAAACGAAAAUUCAAAUACAGGGAGUCCGAUUGUACAAACAAUAAGUUUAAGUAAAUUAUUAAAAUCAUCAAGUAAUAAUAAGAGUACAAGCAAACAAUCGCAGUUGUAUUCAAAAAUAAACUUCAAUAGCAACAGCAGCAAUAACAAUAGUAGCCCUAAAAAUAAUGAAUUCGAUACUUUCGAAGAAAAUAAUAAUAUUUUAUUCACACAAAAUAAUUCAUUGUAUGAUGAUGAAUUCAAUUUGUUUUUGGCUGAGCAACAUCAAAUCCUUCUAAAUAACUCAAAAGAAAAUUUACUGACAAAUUCAGAUUCGAUUUUACAAGAUAAUAAUGUUUUAUUGGAUAAUGAAAAUGCAAAGACAAGUUUUAAUAAUGAGUUUUACAAAGAAAACAAUAAUAAUAUCGAUGAUGAUAUUUUAAGUGAUGACGAAUUUGAAGAAGAAGAAGUCGACGGCGACGAUGAUGAUGAAAAUUUUAAAAAUAACCGUUAUUUUGAAAAUGCUGAUCUUAAUGAUAUCAAUACCAACAGUCAAAAUACGUUCUCUAAUUUAAUUUCAAACGAUAACGCAUUUGCAUUACAAUCUUUUGUAGACUCAAAUGUUAAAGAUUUGAAUUCACCAUCUUUCAUAACUGACAGUGACUCAAAUAGUUUUGCUACUAAAAAAUCAUCAAUUGGUGAUGAUGAUUUAAACGAUACUGAUAUAUAUGAUUUUUCGAGAUUACAAAAUAUCACUCCAAAUUUGAAUACUAUUGUCACUCAGAAUAAAAAUAAUAAAAGAAGGAAAAGUUUUGUUAAAAAAAAUACAGCAUCACUCACAAAUGUUAAUUCAUCAACUGUCCUAACGAAUGUUAAACAAAAUAAAAUUAAUUUGAAUGGUAGAAUUAAUUUAGAUAAUCUGCCCAAUAAUAAAAUUGAAAAUAACAACAAGAAUAGCAACAACAACAACAACAAUAUAUUGAGUCCAGAAUCAUCGAACAUUUCAUCAUCUCCAUUAUCAUCUCCAUCUCGACCUUUAGCAUCUUAUUCAUCAUCCAAUUCAAAAACAAUAACAGCAAUAGCAGCACUAGCACAAACACCAAUUAAGAAAGACACAAAGGCACAGACAACUUCAGUAAGAUCGACUCAUACUCAUGUUGCAGGUGAAGAUCAUGAAGUGUUUAAGUGUAUGAUCAUGAAUUUAAUAACCAAUGAGCCAUGCAGUGCCGAAUUUUCAAGGCCAUACGAUCUAACAAGACAUCAGAAUACAAUUCAUGCAAAGAGGAAGAUUGUAUUUAGAUGUUCUGAAUGUAUCAGAUCGUUGGGUGACGACGGUUUCAAGAAAACAUUUUCAAGAUUAGACGCAUUAACAAGACAUAUUAAAUCCAAACAUGAGGAUUUAAGCAUGGAAGAGAAAAAACAGGUAACUAAAUAUGCAAAACAGAAUAUUGCCUAUGCUGUAGCUUAA